This is a messenger RNA of Sclerotinia sclerotiorum 1980 UF-70, 246 nucleotides long. RefSeq lists its product with no specific name. The record is from RefSeq and is a predicted model, not a curated record. The coding region runs from base 1 to 246 and encodes 81 amino acids. Lineage: Eukaryota; Fungi; Ascomycota; Leotiomycetes; Helotiales; Sclerotiniaceae. The transcript has 2 exons.
AUGGCAUGUGUUGUAUGGUCAAGGAAAAGAAAAGUAUCUUCCCAAGUAAAAAAAGCCCCACAGCCACCAAGAAAAGAAACCCCUUGCACAUAUAAUGAAGCAUCAUAUGAUCGAUCAAUCAUCAAGAUUUCAUCGAAAACAUAUCAUAAUGAUCUUCGCUACUGCAGUGCUGUUGUCGAUCUCCCUGCAGCAGCUCGAGCCGUAGAAGAAGUGGUUGUGGAUACAUGUGAAUGGCAUCGAUUGUGA